Molecule: messenger RNA, 556 nt
Organism: Gracilinanus agilis (Agile Gracile Mouse Opossum)
Lineage: Eukaryota; Metazoa; Chordata; Mammalia; Didelphimorphia; Didelphidae
Gene: NENF
Product: neudesin neurotrophic factor
Exons: 3
Cellular component (GO): membrane; endomembrane system
Source: RefSeq, a predicted model, not a curated record
GAAGACCAGCCCAUUUAUCUGGCAGUGAAAGGAGUAGUAUUUGAUGUCACUUCUGGAAAGGAGUUCUAUGGGAGGGGAGCACCAUACAAUGCCCUGGUUGGGAAAGAUUCCACAAGAGGGGUGGCCAAGAUGUCUUUGGAUCCCGCAGACCUCACACAUGACACUACUGGUCUUACAGAAGAGGAGCUAAAGUCCCUGGAUGAUAUCUUCACUAAUGUGUACAAAGCCAAAUAUCCUAUCGUUGGCUACACAGCCCGUCGAAUCCUAAAUGAAGAUGGCAGCCCCAACAGGAACUUCAAGCCUGAGGACCAGCCCCAUUUUGACAUUAAGGAUGAGUUCUGACAGUCUGCUGGAGCAGAUGCCCUUGGGGGAAGAGGCCAAACACAAAGGGCAGGGCACAGUCUUUGGCAUUUAGCUGAGGAAUGAGAGAAGUAACUUUAUGCCUCAGGAAAAAAAAAUUCUCAAAGUGUUUGAGUACUUGAUAAAGUACUCAGAGACCUAGUCUAGAAUCUCUGAAUCCCUUUUUGAUACGAAUAAAAUAAACUUUUACAUAGAA